Messenger RNA from Hypoxylon trugodes, 1623 nucleotides. RefSeq lists its product as uncharacterized. The record is from RefSeq and is a predicted model, not a curated record. The coding region runs from base 355 to 1449 and encodes 364 amino acids. Lineage: Eukaryota; Fungi; Ascomycota; Sordariomycetes; Xylariales; Hypoxylaceae. The transcript has 3 exons.
AAGUGGCUGGCAUAUAUAGUAUGUGCUACAACCUUCCACUACGGGGUCGACAACUAAAAAGUGCAAUAUUGGAUCGGUUUUACGGAAGGCUGGUGAUGGUUAGCUGAACUGACACAUAGGGUAAUGAUCAAGCCACAAUGACGUGGUUCCAUACAAUAUAAAUGUCAUUAGGCGGUAUGGAUGUGUUUGAGAUAUAACACACGCAGAAGGACGUCAAAAAUGGUACCUACUACCUAAGUAAAUACUGAUGAUAUAGUUGAUGCUGUGUGACCGCCUGACCCAUUUUUUGCUUUUGAAACAGGGGCCCGUCUAAAAAAUACCCCACCCCCACCAAUUGUCAAAGUCUAGUGUGCGAUGGCCGAAGUUGUUGGCAUUAUAACUAGUGUCGCGGCUACAAUCCAGCAGAGCAUCGAGCUUUUCCAGGCGAUACGCAGUGCGAUAAAUAGCCGCAAGAACCUUUACGAGUUUAUCAAUCAACACUGCUUGGAAGCUAGACGCACGAGCCAACUGAUCAAGGCAGUGAGGAAAGAAGCGUCGUUGCAAACACCAUCUAUUAUCUGUGCGCUCCAGGACGUCGACGAAGCUGGAAAAAGGCUUAAUUCUCGGCUAAAGGUUGCGAGGGAGAGCCUGAAGAAGUCGAAUAUCAGACUUAUAGGGAACGCUCUAUUCCCCAAUCCAGACGAAGACAAGAAGUUACAAAUCGAGUUGAAAGAGCUAGAACUCUCCAAGAACAAUCUUAAUAGUUGUAUAUUGUUAUACAACGUCAGUCUAUCUCGAAACAUCAGCGAUAACAUAAGGAUCCAAACAAUAUCAAUGUCCAAGUUAAACCGUAUGGUCAAAGCACUGGGCAGAAAGGCGCACCCACAUGAGAAAAUGGCUGUCAAAAGCGAAAACAUGGUUAGAAGUGACCUCGCUGUUGAUGAACUAAGUGGAGAUUCUAUGGAUGUCGAUAUCGAUGAUCCGGCUGAUGGUUCGCCCCAUCGCCACCUAAGCCCUACUAUAGAGGACGCAGCAGACGCAGAUAUCUCGACAAAAACCAUCAAAGGGGACGCCUAUACCAUCCCCACAACAGUAUCCCCUUCGGAUUCCGACUACACUACGAGGCAAGGUCGGCGCACAGAUCACACAGCUGGAUCUGCUCCAUCCACUCCAUCCACUCCAUCGUUCUCGAGACAUUCCGAGAGAAACCAUUCAUCUACAACUUCAUCAACGGCCACCCCUAGGGUUUACGACUCUACACCGACGAGGAACAUCAAGGGUAAUGAUACCACCUCCAGAGGCAUGAUGUUCAAUGGGACGGUGCCAAUGAGCAGCCACAGAUCCUCCAAUGUGGACAUCAUUGAAAACAAAGCUAGCCACGACGCUACUAUGUUCAACGGCGAUCUACCGGCGGAAGUUCUUCUUAAACUAGCGCAUCUGAGGACCCAGAGAUUCCCAAACCCUCAGUAGUCCCAGAAACAAUCCGCUCCUCAAAAAAUCGGAAUCAACGGCUUUAAGGGAACUCCCAUCGCAGGGAGAUGGGUUGCCGAGCAGUACGAAUAGAAGAAACCAGUGUGUUGUUCGAUCGGUGCUAUAGCGGUACUGAAAAAGCAGGUUUGAGUUUUAAUGUAGACUAACCAGGCC